Messenger RNA from Zingiber officinale, 1253 nucleotides. Its product is annotated as p21-activated protein kinase-interacting protein 1-like. NCBI's taxonomy places the organism in Eukaryota, Viridiplantae, Streptophyta, Magnoliopsida, Zingiberales, Zingiberaceae. The transcript is spliced from 3 exons. The record is from RefSeq and is a predicted model, not a curated record. Bases 65 to 1012 code for a protein of 315 amino acids. Gene Ontology annotation, molecular function: protein binding.
UUGCUUUAGUAGGGGUUUAAGAGGGUUAGGUUUAGGGCGAGAGGUUGACGGAAGCUUAGCGAUCAUGGCGACGCUGGUGGCGGGGUCUUACGAGAAGUUCAUCUGGGGGUUCUCCUUCCACCCCGAAGCUCCAACCUUGAAGUCCCUAUUCUCCUACCCCUCCCACACCGCCCCUAUCAAGUCCGUCGCCGCCUCCGGCCCCAUAGCUGCUUCUGGCGGCGCCGAUGACUCCAUCAAGCUCUACGACCUGUCCUCCGCCACCGAGGUCGGUACCCUCCUCGACCACAACGGCGCCGUCACCGCGCUCGCCUUCUACACACCGCCCUCCUCCCCCGCCGGCCUGCCCCGCAACCUUCUCUCCGCCUCCGACGACGGCGCCGUGUGCAUCUUCGAUGCUGAUCCUUUCGUGCACCUGAAGUCCAUCAACGUCCACCGAAAGGGUGUAACGGACCUGGCAGUCCACCCGUCCGGCCGCGCUGCGAUUACGGUCGGCCGGGACUGUUCCCUAGCGCUGAUCAAUCUUGUGAGGGGCAGGCGGAGCUUCUCGUGUCGGCUUGACCGCGAGGCCUCGAUCGUGAAGUACGAAUGCGGAGAUGGGGGAAGAUUCUUCAUGGUUUCGGAGGAAAGGAUUACUGUGCAUGAUUCGGAGGACGCGAAGAUGAUCCAUGAAUUGAACGGACAGAAGAGGGUCCUCUGUGUCGCUCCUGGCGAGAAUGGAGUGCUGUUUACUAGUGGAGAGGACCGCUGCAUCACUGCUUGGGAUACAACAAGUGGGAAAAAUGCAUAUAGCAUUGAAAAUGCCCAUCAAACUCGUGUGAAAGGACUCGUUGUUUUGAAAAAUGGAAGCAUGUCAGACACAUCCGGAGAAUCAAAUCUGAUUGCUUCUGCAUCAUCUGAUGGUGUAAUACGCGUAUGGGAUGCUAGGAUGAUUGCCAAAGAUAAACCAAAUCAUUUGGCUGAGGCUGAUACAAAAUCCAGACUAACUUGUCUUGCUGGAUCAUCUAAGAAAUGACUGUAUCUCUAUUCAAAUACGGAUUCUCUGAGCAUGCUGUUGGUUCUUCUGCAUUGGCUUAUUGCACAACCCGUCUUCAAUGAACAUCGAGCGACUACAAGUUACAACUUCUUUUCCUAGAAAUAUUUGUUUUUUGGUGCUGUAUAAGAGCGCUGUUUGUGGAACAUAUUAUUUGCUUGGAUGUCUCUUAAAUAUUUAUUUCAUACCCAAUCUAAAGAAGCUAUUAAUUAUUGUUUCUGAA